AGAACCGUACUUAUCCUCUUGAUAUUUCUUCCUUAAGCGCAAAAAGCGGCGCUAGUGCUUCUAGAAAAGGUGUAUGGAUUGCGAUUCAUGUUUCAUCUUCUAAAAGAAAUCUUAGUAAAAAUGAUCCAACUUGUUCAAUUAUUAGACUUCAAUGUUGGGAACAAUUACCAAGUCUUGAUGAAUUGAAGCAAAAAAAUCAUUUUGGUAAAAUUAUUGGUAUUGCUAGGUUUAUUGAUUGUCUUAAAGCUGAAGACGUACCUGAUGACGUUGUUUGGAAAGGUGACUAUAGUAGUGGUGGGGGUGGAAAAAGUCAAAGGUAUUGUUGGAUUAUUGAUGAAGUUAGAGCUUUGGAAAGAUUAAUCGAGUGUAAAGGAAAUACUGGUGUUUGGAAAGUCGAUGAUCAAAUUGCGAAACAAAUAUAUAAAGAAAUCGC
This is a messenger RNA of Racocetra fulgida, 433 nucleotides long. The record is from the annotation of a GenBank genome assembly. Lineage: Eukaryota; Fungi; Glomeromycota; Glomeromycetes; Diversisporales; Gigasporaceae.